This is a messenger RNA of Exophiala bonariae, 1776 nucleotides long. RefSeq lists its product as uncharacterized. Gene Ontology annotation, molecular function: phosphomethylpyrimidine kinase activity; hydroxymethylpyrimidine kinase activity; thiaminase activity. Bases 1 to 1776 code for a protein of 591 amino acids. Gene Ontology annotation, cellular component: cytosol. Lineage: Eukaryota; Fungi; Ascomycota; Eurotiomycetes; Chaetothyriales; Herpotrichiellaceae. Gene Ontology annotation, biological process: thiamine biosynthetic process. The record is from RefSeq and is a predicted model, not a curated record. The transcript has 4 exons.
AUGGAAUCAGCCACAAGUAGUAGUUCUGGAGAGGACGUGAUCAAAUAUCUCCGUACGUGGGGUGGUGGAUCUUAUGCUGUUGAUUCGCCAAGCUCAAACGUCGAGAACCCGAAGGAUCCUCAACACCUAUCACUUUUCAACUCUGGGGGGUAUGAAACCAAAUCAAUCCACCGAAGACUCUCAUCCGCUUCCGAACUGAAGCUGAUCAUCAACAUGGUGGUCCCUCGAGUCCUAGUCAUAGCUGGCUCCGACAGCUCUGGUGGAGCUGGCCUCGAGGCAGAUCAAAAAGUACUCGCAGCUCACAGCUGCUAUGCAAUGACCGCGACAACCGCCUUGACGGCGCAGAACACUUCGGGCGUUGAGGAUGUACACGUUACCCCACCAUCCUUCGUCGGCAAGCAGAUUGAUGCAUGUCUCUCGGACAUUGGCUGCGAUGUCGUAAAGACAGGCAUGCUCGCCUCUGCCGAGACGAUCCGGGUUAUUGCGGAAGCUUUGCAGCGGCAUCAUGUGUCGACGAUCAUCGUUGAUCCUGUCAUGGUAGCGACGAGUGGUGCUCAACUGCUACCGGGAGAUGCCGUGCGAAAUCUACGUGACCUUCUACUACCAAUGACCAGCUUACUAACACCAAACAUACCCGAAGCAACUCUUCUACUUCGGGACGCGGAUAUACAAUAUAAAUCUCCUUCCGGGCUUGAAGAUCUGAAAGCAUUGGCGAAAAUGGUCCACGGUCUGGGUCCAAAGGCUAUCCUACUUAAGGGAGGCCACAUGCCAUUGACUAAAGACUAUAUCAAGAGUGGAUCGGAGGAAGAAAAGUCCAUCACGGUCGACAUCCUCUACGACGGCAAUGAUUACACCAUCAUCGAAUCGCGAUAUGUGAGGUCGAAGAACACACAUGGAACAGGCUGCUCCCUCGCCAGUGCUAUUGCCUCUAACAUCGCUUUGCAGAAAUCCAGAUCUCAGCCUUAUGAUCUGGACACAUCGAUACGCAUAGCGGUUCGAUAUGUUGCUGCAGGCAUUGUGACCGCUCCGACAUCUUUAGGCAAAGGAUCCGGCCCUAUCAAUCACUUCCACAGCAUACAGACCCUACCUUUCUCACCAGGCUAUUUCGUCGAGUACCUCCUCUCACACCCCGCCGUUACCCCAGUCUGGCAGAAAUACACACACCACGAAUUCGCCACCCAGAUGGCGCGCGGGACCCUUCCAGAAGCGCUCUUCAAGAACUACCUCAUCCAGGACUACAUAUAUCUAACACACUUCGCACGCACGCACGCUCUCGCAGCAUACAAAUCCAAAACCAUGGACGCCAUCACGGCAUCAGCAACCAUCAUCAUGCACAUCGAGCGCGAAAUGGACCUCCACCUCAGCUACUGCCGCGAGUUCGGCAUCUCCAAAGCCGACAUCGAAGACCCGACACGCCGCGAAUCGCUUGCGUGCGUCGCAUAUUCCCGCUAUGUGCUCGACGUCGGGCAAUCGGAGGACUGGCUGGCCCUGCAGAUGGCCCUGGCGCCGUGUCUGCUCGGCUACGGCGCGACUGCGCAGAGACUGUACCGCGAGAAAGAGAGCGUCAAGACCGAGCAGGGAAACCGCUACUGGCGCUGGGUCGAGAAUUACGUCGCCGACGACUAUCAGCAGGCCGUGCGCGUCGGCAGCCAGUUGAUCGAGAAGAAUAUCGUCCGUCAGAGUCCGCAGCGUAUCGACGAGUUGGUGCGCAUCUUUGUCCGUGCCACUGAGAUGGAGGUUCGGUUCUGGGACUUCGAUGCCCAUCUUGAAGUGUAA